AUAGGAGACUUUUAAUGUCUGCAAUGAUUUUACUAAGUUCCAGUAUGAAUAUUUAUGUAAUCUUCAACAGAAUGUGAUGAAAGAAAGGGAAGAUUCAAAGCAAAAAGAGAAGCAAACACAAAAAAGAUGUCCCCUCACCGGAACCCAAAGCAAAGCAUCUCAUCAAGUUUACUUCAUCAUAGACUCAAACUAACCAACCAUUAUCCAUUUGACUACUUUUUCUAUCACAUCUAAGAAGCAAUGGAGCAAACCCCUCUUGUGGUGGCUUCAAUACUCAAUGGAACUUUGCUUCUCGUUGCAUUCGCUCUUAUCCAAGAAGCACAUGCAACUGCAAAAAUCGGUGUUAAUUAUGGAACAGUCGCAAACAACCUUCCUCCACCUUCUGAGGUAGCAAAAUUCCUCUCCAAAUCCACCACAAUCAACAGGGUCAGAAUCUUCGACGCCAACCAUGAAAUUCUACACGCUUUUGCCAACACCGGCAUACAGGUAACCAUAACUGUCCCCAACGACCAAAUCCCCCAAAUAACUAACUUAACCUUCGCACAGCAAUGGCUCAAAACCAACGUCCAACCGUUCCUCCCCGCCACCAAACUAAUCCGAAUCCUCGUCGGCAACGAAGUGCUCUCCACCGCCAACAAACUCCUCAUCAGCAACCUCGUACCCGCCAUGCAAACCCUUCACGUGGCCCUCGUCACAGCGUCGUUGGACAACAACGUUAAAGUCUCAACUCCACACUCUUUGGGCAUUUUGUCAAACUCAAGCCCUCCCUCAUCAGCCAAGUUCAGACAAGGCUACGACAUGCACAUUAUCAAACCCAUGCUUAGUUUUCUCAAAGAUUCCGAUGCACCCUUCAUGGUUAACCCUUACCCUUUCUUCGGAUCCUCUGCCACCAACCUUGAUUAUGCACUCUUUCGGACCAAUUCGGGUGUAUUCGACGACAACACCAAUCUCCGAUACACCAACAUGCUGGACGCGCAACUCGAUGCUGUUUAUUCCGCGCUGAAGGUUUUGGGCUUUGAGGACGUUGAGAUUGUCAUUGCCGAAACGGGCUGGCCCUCCCUCUGUGAUCCGGCCCAAAUUGGUGUUGGCCCGAAGAUUGCUUCUGAGUACAAUGGAAAUCUCAUACGACACGUCAAUUCUGGGGUUGGAACACCACUCAUGCCUAACAGAACUUUCGAUACCUAUAUUUUUGCUUUGUUUGAUGAAAAUUUAAAGCCCGGCCCAACUUGUGAGAGGAAUUUUGGGCUCUUCUGGCCCAAUAUGACUCUAGUUUAUGAUAUCCCGAUAAUGAGGAGCUAUGCAGCUGUAGUUGGUGAUAGAGAUUAUUAUAAAGUUUUUUUCUCAUUCAUGAUCGUGUUCAACUUCAUUUGUACAUCAUGGGUUUAAAUUUGUUUUUUAGAACCUGUGAAAUUCGGAAAUGUUGCUGAAACGACACCCAACCCUCAAGCUUUCGAAUCUCAAAACUGUGGCAACUGAAGUGGUUGAUCUUUCUGAGGUGAUUUCUUUUACUUUCAUAAGUGUAUAUCUUUUACUAUUAUCCUUGUCUUUCUAAUCGAUAAUUCAAACGCCUUUCUUUAUGAUUCAGACUUCCUCACAUACCCAAAUGAGAUUAUACACUUUUUUUCAUGAUUUUAGAUAUAUGGAGUCAUUUGUAACAAUGGUAUGAUAGUAUCUUGGGAAGAAUCUGUAAAUUCAUAGAGUUAGGAUUCCAAGUGAUUAAGUGUUACUUUAGUUUUUUUCUUCUCCAGCAGAACUGAUUUAGAUUAUAAUUUGCACAGUAUUUCG
Messenger RNA from Vigna umbellata (rice bean), 1785 nucleotides. RefSeq names its product glucan endo-1,3-beta-glucosidase-like. The record is from RefSeq and is a predicted model, not a curated record. Lineage: Eukaryota; Viridiplantae; Streptophyta; Magnoliopsida; Fabales; Fabaceae. Gene Ontology annotation, molecular function: hydrolase activity, hydrolyzing O-glycosyl compounds. Gene Ontology annotation, biological process: carbohydrate metabolic process.